CAACUCCGCCCCACAAACAGAUACAAAUAAGCAGUGUUAAAAUCAGGCAACGAAUAAUUCAAUUUCUCUGGAUCAAGUGUGCAGCCUACUUACAUAGGAGUGUUUUUAUGUAUCUGUGCCUGUGGUGUGUUUGUGUGUGUGUACACAUUUUGGUGCUGAUGUAUGUAAUUCUGCUUCAAUCGAAAGUUACAACCAGACAAUUUCAUCCCUCUUCACUUCUUUAUAUAUAUAUUAAGUUGUACAAUUAGAUUUCUUGAUCAACCUUUCAGAUUCUUCUAUCAUCCAUCCUUUACAUGUAUACUGGCUUCUAUCGUCGAUUGACGACAAAAUCAGUGCAUUAAAAAGAAUAACGCAUAUAAUAAAUUAUUCGCAGACGUUAACGAAAUACUGUAGAGAGAACUGUUACACACAAGGAUUCCAUUUGUAUUUUCACCUUAUUUUUAAAUGACUGAUAUUACACGUGAUUGUGUAGUGGAGACAGUUCCCUGUGGACACAAUUACACAACUUCUUCCAUUCAUAAUGCUACAACAAGUUUGGGUCUGGACAAUAAUAAUCCUAUACGAGCUUUCGAGAAUGCUUCUGUUUAUUUCCUUCAUUCAAAACCAGUCGAUCAACUGUUGACCAACUCAUCUACAAUUCAUGUGAUGAAUACUAACAAUAGUAAUAAUGCAGAUUUAUCAAAUGGUGUUAUGAUGAAUUUGGAGAGGUCACAUCAUGCAGACAGUGCAAUACAUACAUCGAUUAGCAGUGGUAGUACCGGCAGCAAUAACCAGAACAGUGGGAUUAGUUGUUGUAGUACGAAUAUUUCUGGUAAUACUAAUACUGGAAAUGAAGAUGCUGAUGUCACUAUGUGUAUAUGCCCUGUGUGCGGUUUCUCUGCAUCCUCUCCACGUAGACAAGAUGAGCAUAUGGAAUUAGUACACGGUGAAAUCUACAAUGUGACAACAACCAUUUCAGCAGCAACAGCAACAGCAUCAAUCAUGACAGUGACUACAGAGAAUUCACAGAGUCCUAUGUCUCUUCAACCUGUAGCCAACAAUAUUUGUCAACCAGUUAAAUUAGAUUGGCCAUUAGACAGGAAUAAUAAUGGCAGUAAUUCGAUUGCUGAUUUCUAUCAACAACAAAAUAAUAACAAUAGCAGUGAUAAUGAUAAUUAUCAUCAUAAUCCUUGUAAUCCAUUCACUCUACAAGCUUCAUCGACUCCACAACGAAUUAAAUUAUGGCCAAAUACCGAUCAGAGCAAUCCAAUAAUAUCAAUAACUGAACAAAUGAAUGUAGCUAAAAGCGAUAAUGAUGAAAAAGCGAUUGUAUAUACUUCGAGUGAAAUGGUUGGUGACACUAUCGCUUCCAUUGGUAUUACAAGUAACAAAAAUAAUUACCAACUUCAUCACUUGAAUAAUUCAAUGAAUCCACCUUUGGAAUUCUCUUCAAAACUUAAAACAUCACAACCAUUGAAUACCAUCAGUAAGUUGAAGCAGCAAUCACCUGUUAAGAGCAUCAAAUCUAACAGUUCAACAAAAGAUAAACAAAAAUCUCUAUCAUUAUCAUCAUCACCUUUAUCUUCUACGACGAUGACAACAACAGCAACAACAACACCAGCAUUCCUAAUGAAAACAUCUAGAUCUAGCGAUGAUUUCAAUCAACCAAUUGUCAAGAAAGUCGACUCACGAAGACGUUAUCGGUGUAAUAUUUGUCCAACAACGUUUCCAUGGCAUGGUGAUCUUACUGAACAUUUACGUUCUGUACACGGAAUGCAAAAAUCUAGAGAAAAUGCACGUAAUGGUAAAGCUGGAAGCUUUUGUUGUAGUCAUUGUAAAUAUGUAGCAAAAUAUCAAAGUGAAUUAAAUCGUCAUAUGAGAUUACACUGGGGUGUAAAACCAUUCACUUGUGUUUUCUGUCCAUAUCGUAGUGCUUGGAAAGGUGAUUUAAAGCGUCAUAUGGAAUCUCAUCAUCGAGAACGUUUCAGUUGUGAAACUGAAUUAAUUAAAAUUAUGUCACAGUUUAAAAAUAAUGCUGGUACACGAUCAACUGGUGGAUGUAGUUCUUCUAAUCUAUCCCUUUCACAACUUGAUAUAACCGCUGAAAGUAGUGAUGGAGAUAAUGUAAGUGAACAGUACAAUUGUCUACAGAUUGAUGAUGAAGAAAAUCUCCAGACUACUUCAUGUGUUACUGUUACUUCUAAUAAAAAUAUUGAUAUUGAAAACUGGGAUAACAGUUCUAUGAAUAAUGAUGUAAGAAUCAGUCACAAUACGAAUUCAUAUUCAGAUGAAGAACCUUCUAAGGCUAUGUACUCAUUGGAAAAUGAUGAUGAUGAUGAUGCUGAUGCUGAUGCUGCUGCUGCUGAUGAUGAUGAUGGUCAAGGUUAUAUUGAAUACUCAAACAAACUGAGUAUCACUAUGCCUAUGACUACUACUAACAGUGGCAAUAAUAGUAGUGGUAAUAGUAACGCGACAACAGUUAGUAGUGUUAUCAGUGAUCCCGUUGUUAACCCUACCUUUCAAAGUAGUGUCUUCAGAAAUCUAUCACCUUGUAUAUCAUUAACUCCAGAAAAUCGUCUUAUAUGCGAUAUUUGUUCUUAUCAAGCACAAAAUCAAAGUAAAUUUAAAAAUCAUAUGGCUAGUCAUAUGAAUUUGAGACAAUUUAAAUGUCCAGUUUGUGGGCAACGAAGUAAUUAUAAGUGGGAUAUUACAAAACAUUUAAAGAAACAACAUCCUUAUUGUAUUCAAUUACCGAUAACGGUAAUCAAUAAUCCUGAGACUAUUGACGAUCAUCAUCAUAUGUUGUUUACAUCCACUUCAUCAACGUCAUUAACGAUACCAACUACCAUUUUAACAUCAACAUCUUACUCUGGAUGUUCAUCAUCUUUGUCCAUCUCGUGUCCUUCUUCAAUAUCCUUUUCAUCAACAUCAUUAUCGUCAUCAUGUUUUUCCCGAACACAACCAUUCACAUCACUCCAUUCUCAGAUUGUAUCAUUCAUUCCAAUAACACAACAACAACAACAACAACCAGUAACGCUAUUCUCUCGACCACAAGUGGCAAUCUCACAGUCACAAGUGUCAUUAUCAUCAUCAUCAUCUUUAUCAUCAUCCAUUUCACCAUAUUCAAAUGGAAGUUUAACCUUGGAAACAGAUCAUAAAAAGUAUUCAAGGUUAUCUGAAAUUGAAAUGAUUCAAAAUAAAGUGAACACAACCAAUAGUCCCUUAAAUUUAGUCACUUAUCCAACAGGAUUGUUUAAACAGUCUUCAUUUCACAAUAUUUCUGGAAUAGCAACAGAUGAAGAUGCUUCAUUGAAUGAUUCCGUACCAAUUGAUCUUUCAACUGGAUGUACUCAUAAGAGGAAUAUUCAAGAUGAAAUUAAGAAAUCAGUAUUGUUUCCGACUACAUUGUCGUCACCGUCAUCACCAACGUCACUGAAAUUCUCUUCUGAAGACUAUCGUCAUCAGUAUCCUAUUCCGCUUCCUCCUUCAUCGAUAGAGUUCAACUCUCCUGUUUAUUCGACAGUAUCCACUACUUCAUCGACACUGUCCAACAUGAGAUCUAGCUAUCCAACUGUCACAUAUUCCCUUCGGAAUACGAGUGAUUAUAAUAGCAACCCAUCAAUUAUGUCACCCUAUACCAUUGGCUCACUCAUAUCUGAUCCUUUGAAGGGAAAUUCAUCGUCAACUAAUGCUAUGAGUCUGUUAUUCAAUAUACAACAACAGGUUUUAAUGACUGGCUUACUUCAAACCUGGCAGCAACAACAGCAACAACAACACCUACAUGAUCAGAAGCACCAAGAAUUACAACAAAAUGAUGUUAUUAUGCAUAGCAACGCAUGUGGCACAUCAUCUUAUUCAGAUAUCGUAAUGAAUAUGACAUCUGCACCAAUCACAACUAUGCUUUCGACAACAGUCUGUUCGACAACUUAUACAACAACUGCAAACAGGACAGUAACCACACCAACAGCCACUACAAACACAUCUUUUCAUAGUUUUUUCAAAUCAUUAGCUAGUCAUCAAACAGCAGCGUUACCUGUAGUUACAGCAGUUGAAAACGACCCUUUUCCUCAGUCUCGACUGAAUACAACUCCAGUUAUCGAACUUUCAAAGUAUGUUAGAUCUAAUAACAAUAAUAAUAAUAAUAAUACUAAUAAUACCUACCCAUCGAAUACUUGGGGAGAUUGUGAACUCACUUCAGAAUGGUCUGUGCCCAUAGAGAUGAAUUCAAAAAAGUCAGUAUCAUCAUCAAACAAUAUUCCAGUUCAGGAUCAGCAACGUCAACACCAUAAUCAGCAGCAGCAGCAUCAGUUACAAGUGAAUCGUUUUUUCACACCAGGAAGGCGAAGAGAAUCUCAUCGUUUAUUACCUCGAAGUGGUGGACGUAAAUCAGCGCCAAUCACUUCUUCAUUCAACCAUCAUUCAAGUAAUACUACUUUUAACACGGUUAAUGCAAACACUAGUAAUAACAAUUCAAAGGAAGAACAAUGGAAACGAUUCCAAUGUUCAGGUUGUGGUCAUCGUUCCAACUGGAAAUGGGAUAUUAAUAAACAUAUUAAAGUUGCUCAUCCAGAACGAACAAACAUUACAACAAUCACCUUAGACCUGGAAGAUGCAAAGAAAACAUAUAAUGAAUAUAUGAAUCGACUGAAGUUAUCACGUAGUCGUUAUUUGAGUGAAUCUAUUCCCGAUGUGUCAAUAAAUUCCAACGCAUGGAUUGGCGGUAGUAAUGGUGGUCUACCUGGAACUACUAGUGAAGGCUAUUACAGACCAUUUAAAUGUUCCGUUUGUGGUCACAGAAGUAAUUGGAAAUGGGAUGUUGGCAAGCAUAUUAAACAAAUUCAUAAUGGGAAUGGUGAAGUGCUAACAUUGAGUCUUGAAGAAGCCAGAAGAACAAUACAUCAAUACAAAAAUCGAAGGCGUCAGCAUACACGUCAUUCAGAUGUGUCGAUAAAAUUUGAGCCAAGUUUUUACAGUUCCUCUGAGUCAAAUUUGAAUCUAUCACCAGUGUCAUCAUUAGUUGGUGAUGGCACCAUCGAUCUGCCUGCAUUGUCUAAUCAAAUAGUGAGUAGAAGAGAGAAAGAAGUUAGAAAUAACGAUACAGAUGAUGAUGAUGAUGAUGAGGAUGGAGCUAACAAAAAUUCCCUGAAGAAUAAACCUUCUUCAUCUUCUCCACAGUCUAACCCACUGAAUUUGGUUGUAGACAAUGCAGAAAUAAUUGAAGACUUUUCUACAAACACCAUUGGAAUAAUCAAGUUAUCGCAGUCAUCACAUCACCGAAUCAACAGAAGAUUAUCAUCUUUUCUGGGAAAAAGAUUAUGGUUGAAAUUUGGAUGUAAAUUUUGCACAGUCAGGCUACAGUCUUACAGAUCUGUUGUAUUCCAUGCCUGUUUUAGGCAUAAUCAACAGUUAUAUGCAAAUGGACAGUUAAAAAAUCGUUUAAAAAAGUGGCCACUUUAUCGAUUACAUUUUGUUCAUGAAAAUAUCAGACACCAACAUCUUAUUUCUUAUUGUAACCAACCGAUGAAAUUUCUCAGACGACAUUAUGACAUCAUGAAUGAAGAAGAAAAAAGCGAGGAAGAAGUUCUCAAAGAAUUAAAUCCAGUUAAUGAAACACAGCAUACAACUCUUGAGACGAUGUCCAAUGAUCAAUGUAACCAGUGUACCAUCGAAAAAAGGAUACAAUUGAUAGAAAACAGCAGUAAUGCGGAAAGCGAACAAGAAACAGUCAAACCAAUGCAAAGAGAUGAAAAAAAUUUCUCUGAAUUUCCUAGUUUUGUCUACCGUAAUUCAUUAAAAUGCGACAGAAUUCUAAAUAGACAUAAUCAUCCAAUUCAUCAUCAGCAUGAAUCUCACUUGAUAAACUCAAAGUCUAAUAUAUCUCAUUUAUUUCCAGCUGAGGGUGAUCGCCGCCGCCAUCAUCACCCAAGACCAUUUAGAAACUUAGUUUGUUUAAAUCAAGCAAACGAUAAUAGCUCAAAGAAUUAUUCAAAUUUGAAUAACAACAGUAAUUCAAUAUUCAAUAGAUCUAACCAACUUUAUCAACAACGUAUGAUGAACACAAAAAUAAAAGUGGUACAAUCGUCCAACUAUCCAGUUUAUUAGAUGAAGUAUUGAAUUUACUGAAUAAGUCGAAAACUUUUAAAAAUAAAAAUGGGAAUGGCACUGAAAAUAUUAAACGAGUUAAACCCAAUGAAUGUGAUGAUAAUGAUGAGAUAUUGGUUAGCGAGGCGGAUGAAGGUAAAAGACAUCAACAUAAUGAUGUGAUAGCUAAUUUAACUGAUAUAAUUCAUGAGACUGUUGCAAAAAAUGAAAAUCUCAAUUAUUCGGAUCAAUUAAUGUUGAUAUCAUCAAUGAAUUCUAGCACUAGUUCAAAUGAAGAAAAUCUUGAAGUUAAACAGGAUAGCGACGAAUCAACCUAUAACAGUUCAAUAGCUGAAGUUCUAAAACAUCCAGACAUUGAAAAAAGGCUUCUUCACCUAGCAGAUCUACUCCACCAGGUGUCCCAUCCACACCAGUGAAUUCGCCUUAGUUCCAUGACACUGAUACUAACAGUGGAGAGAAGACUUCCCUACUGGUGACCGAAGUCACAAAUAUAUAUUCUAAGAUCAUUUAUUUUUGCUUUUAUCUUUGUUUGAAACAAAAAGAAAGGAGAAUUAUAUGUGUUCAGUAUUUGUAAAUAGUGAAAAAACGUCGAGCUACUUCUAAUUAUUUCUAUUCUCUUCAUUUGCAUACAGUUGAUUGAAGAACAGAUGAUUAGAUAAAGACCAUCAUACAUACAGACACAAGGAUACACUGACAAACUCUGUUUUCUGAAGAGAAUAGACACCGAUAAUUGUGAUCUUUCUUGACAAAACUGUCUACUUAUUAGAAUACUUAUUUCUUUCGCUCGUUGUCACUACACAGUUCCCCUUGAUUAUAAAUACUUCAUUCACACACACACACACUUCUGGUGAAGCGAGUAUCAUUUGAUACAACUAAGUGAAUGACUUUGUACAUUCAUUUUCAGUCAGUCAGUGCCUUCAAUUAUUACUAUUUAUUAUUUUUUUCGACUAGUUAUUUUUUACAAAUCGCCUCUAUAUUUUAUUUUCAUGUGAAAAGAAAAUCGCUUCACUCGUAUAAUCUUCAGUUAUUUCCUUUUAUUUUACGGACAAUGUUUUAGCCGGAAACUGAACAGUUACUUCUUUCAGCUGUGACAAAAUAUAUCUAACUAAUAAAAUAUAACUUGUUACUUUUUUUCCUCUGAUCUACAAAAAUGUCAUGUUAAAAGUUA
This is a messenger RNA of Heterobilharzia americana, 7249 nucleotides long. The record is from the annotation of a GenBank genome assembly. NCBI's taxonomy places the organism in Eukaryota, Metazoa, Platyhelminthes, Trematoda, Strigeidida, Schistosomatidae.